Colletotrichum navitas is the source of this 213-nucleotide messenger RNA. RefSeq lists its product as uncharacterized. The record is from RefSeq and is a predicted model, not a curated record. Gene Ontology annotation, cellular component: septin ring; nucleus. The transcript has a single exon. Gene Ontology annotation, biological process: protein sumoylation. Gene Ontology annotation, molecular function: ubiquitin-like protein ligase binding; protein tag activity. Lineage: Eukaryota; Fungi; Ascomycota; Sordariomycetes; Glomerellales; Glomerellaceae. The annotation marks the transcript as partial.
AAGAACUUGUCCGAGACAGCCGGUGGCCAAGACGCUACGCCUGCAGUCGAACACUUGAACAUCAAGGUCACCGACAACAACAACAACGAAGUCUUCUUCAAGAUCAAGCGCUCUACCAAGCUUGACAAACUUAUGACAGCUUUUUGCGAGAGACAAGGAAAGGCUAUGAAUUCCGUACGAUUCCUUUUCGAGGGCCAACGUGUGCAGCCCACU